This is a messenger RNA of Homalodisca vitripennis (glassy-winged sharpshooter), 1606 nucleotides long. RefSeq names its product deubiquitinase DESI2. NCBI's taxonomy places the organism in Eukaryota, Metazoa, Arthropoda, Insecta, Hemiptera, Cicadellidae. Gene Ontology annotation, biological process: protein deubiquitination. The transcript has 6 exons. The record is from RefSeq and is a predicted model, not a curated record. Bases 281 to 880 code for a protein of 199 amino acids. Gene Ontology annotation, molecular function: deubiquitinase activity.
CACUAGUCAUUAAAUUUAUUUAUUAUUUUAGUAACUUACAUUCAUCUUUUGCUACAGACUGGACUAAAGAGUAAAGACUUAUUUUAUCUUGAUAGAGAGAUGAGUAGGUGUCUGAUAUGUUGAUUACUGUGUUAUAUUAAAAUGUUUUUUACUUAUUAGAACUAUUCAAUGUAUAAUUUUGUCACCAAAUUGUGACCACAGUGAUUUAUUUCGCCAUUAUAAUAUUAUUUUGAACCUAAUGUUAUGUUACACUCAAAAUGGAAGAACUUAGGUGAGAACUAUGCCCAAACUUUCUUGCUGCAGCAUCCAAUUUCCAGGCUGUCUGAGUUUCCCCAGUGACAGUGAGGAGCUCCUUACAGCCAACAUGGCAAGGGAACCAGUCAUGCUAAAUGUUUAUGAUAUGUAUUGGAUCAAUGAAUAUACCACUCCCAUUGGCCUGGGAGUGUUUCAUUCUGGGGUGGAAAUAUAUGGUCAAGAAUACGCGUACGGUGGCCAUCCGUACCCCUUCUCUGGUAUAUUUGCCAUAACACCAAGGGACGCAGAAGAGUUAGGGGAACAGUUUAGAUUUAGACAAUCAAUCCAUGUAGGACAUACCGACUUCACCGAACAAGAUGUUAAAAGAAUAGUUCAAGAAUUAGGCAAGGAUUUCCGAGGAGACCGUUAUCACCUAAUGAACAAAAACUGUAAUCACUUCUCAGGUUCAUUAACACAGAUCCUUUGUGGACAGGAAAUUCCAUCGUGGGUGAACAGACUGGCCUACUUUAGCUCCUGUGUUCCGUUCCUGCAGCGAUGUCUACCCCGCGAGUGGCUAACACCUAUGGCUCUGCAACAGUCCAUCAGCCAACACAACAAAGAGACAUCCCCGGACUCUCCUCUCUAGCUGUGAUAUCGUCAGUCCGUUUACUAAAUUAUACUGUAUUUAUUUUUAACCAGGCAGUUCUACGUUAUGAUGCAUGAAUGAGAAAUUUCAUGUGUAAGACUUUUUUAUAAGUAUACUGUAAAAGCAGCAUUUUACUAAAGAUAAUUUUAUAUAUUAAAAUAAAAAGAUUUUUACACUGCAUCUUUUUUACAGUACGUUAUUAAAUUGAAUUGAUGCUUUUAAGACUUUUUACUAUCUUUUAGUAAAUUUAUAUGAUUAAAAGUAUAUGUGAUCUACUUCGUAGUUUUAACUAUUUUUUUAAUAUGCUAUACUCUUAAGUGGCAUAAUUUCAAUUAAACAGUGGCAGUAGUUGUUUUCUCAUUUAUUACAAAUAUUGUCACGUACACAAUUUUCAAAAUGGACAAUGGUGAUGUAUUAAUUUUUAUCUACACUUAAUUUUUUCGUCUUAUAUUAAUUAUUUAUUGUUAAAAUGCAUGAGCACAAUAUUUUUCUGUGAAUAUGGUGUAAGAUAAUCUAGUUAUAGUUUUUGUCUCCACGUUCAAAGGUGUACCUGUUUUGUAUAUUAUGAAACUAAUUAAGUUGUUGAAAAGAAUUUUCAUGAAAAUCCCUAAUAUAAUUGACAUUUGUUCAUUUUGAAUCCUAGGCAUAGCACAGAUAACAGUUCUCUUAGCUGGGGUUUUACAACACUCUAUUAAAAAUCUUUAAAAUAUACUUUUAUGGUCUUAA